AUGGAUUCAUCUUUGUAUCUUCACAAGUUCCUGAUGAUCUUCUGUUGCUUUAAUCUUGCUAUUUUUACUAACUCUUACUCUUCUGCGCAGCCACUAUGCCAUGACGAUGAGAGAUCAGUCUUGCUGCAGUUCAAGCGUAGCUUUGACAUCAAGAAGUUUGCUUCUGCCAACAACCCUUCUGCUUAUCCGAAGAUCAAGUCAUGGAAGCUUGAUGGAAAUGCUAGCAAUUGCUGCUCGUGGGAUGGCGUGGAGUGUGACCACAACACCGGUCAUGUGAUUGGUCUCGACCUCAGUAGCAGCUUCCUCUAUGGUUCUAUCAACUCCAACAGCAGCCUCUUCAGCCUUGUUCACCUACGGAGGCUGAACCUCGCUCACAAUCACUUCAAUUAUUCUCAAAUUCCGACCGGAAUUGAAAAACUUUCGAAACUAAAGAGUCUCAACCUACACAACUCCUUUUUUUCCGGUCAGAUCCCUUCAGAGAUCUCCUCUCUUUCCCAAUUGACUUUCCUUGAUCUGUGCGGAUAUUUUGACCCAUAUUCUACUUCUACCGGACAUCUUUUGAAACUUGAAAAACUCAGUCUGAGAGACCUAGUUCAAAACCUCACCAACCUGAAAGAACUUGACCUCAGUGCUGUGAACGUAUCUUCUACGGUGCCACGUGCUUUAUCAAACAUGACCUCUCUGACAGGUCUUAAUCUUAGGAACUGUUUGCUUUAUGGUGAAUUCCCAAUGGGCAUUUUUCAUCUACCGAACCUACGAAUUUUACGCGUGUCAACCAAUGAAAACCUAUUUGGUUAUCUUCCUGAAUUUUCAUAUGGUAGUCCACUUGAGGAAUUGAAGAUUUCGAGGACAAAUUUUUCCGGAUUGCUUCCAAAUUCCAUUGGGAACCUUCAUUCCUUAAACGUGUUGGAAUUAGGAGAGUCCAAUUUGUAUGGGAUGCUUCCAAGCUCGCUAGGCAAUCUGGCCCAGCUCAUGUUUCUGGAUGUUCACGGAAAUAAUUUUUGGGGACAGGUUCCUUCAUCAAUAGCAAACUUAUCAAAACUCACUGUCUUAGGACUCAGUGGCGGUACUUUUGAUGCACGACCCCUUGGAAAGCUAUCAAAACUCGUUAUUCUAGUACUCGACAAUACGAAACUAAGGGAUGUAUUACCACAGUCUCUUGCGAACAUGACCCAGCUAUCUUUGUUGGUUCUCAUCCACAAUGAGUUAUUUGGUGAAAUCCCAUCUUGGCUUUCGAACCUCACCAGAUUAACCAUUCUAGACCUUUCAAAAAAUCAACUAUCUGGCAUGUUUCCCUGCUCAAUCUCUGAACUCAACCAUCUAGAAUCCCUAGAUUUCAGCUUUAACAGACUGCAAGGACCACUUCCUCUUCCACCACCAUCUGUCCUUUCUUAUAGAGUCGCUGGUAAUUUACUAACUGGAAAAGUCCCAACAUCAUUCUGCCAAAAUAGAGCUCUUUUUGCACUUGACUUGUCUGAUAAUAACUUAAGCGGGGCCAUUCCUCAAUGCUUGGCCAGUUCUAGUAGUGGUUCUCUGUUGAUGCUCAAUCUAAGUUACAACAACUUACACGGUACCGUGCCUCAAACGUUCAUGAGGGGAAUCAAGUUGAUUGACUUAAGUCAGAAUCAAUUGCAUGGGGGAGUACCACGUUCUUUGGCCAAUUGUACAACGCUUGAAAUUCUUCUUCUGGGAGAUAAUCAGAUCGAGGAUUUUUUCCCCUUUUGGUUGGGAUCUCUUCCUGAGUUACAGGUUCUUAUUCUUCGAUCUAACAGAUUCUAUGGUACCAUUGAGAAUCCUAAAACCAAUUUGAAGUUUCCGAAGUUGAGGAUCAUUGACCUCUCUCACAAUGGUUUCUUUGGUACAUUGCCGUCAGAGUACUUCCAGAACUGGAAUGCAAUGAAAGUGGUCGGGAAAGAGAAUUCAACAUAUAUGCAAGUGGAGAAACCACUAGCUACAACGGUGGAAAAUAUUGUUUAUUCAAGGGGUUUUACCUAUUCAAUAACUAUAUCCAGCAAAGGGACAAAACUACUUUAUGAGAAGAUCCAAAGUGUAUUUGUAGCUGUUGAUCUUUCAGACAACAAGUUCAGUGGUGAAAUUCCAGAAUCCCUUGGAAGUCUCAGUGGACUUCAAGCGCUAAAUAUUUCGGAAAACAACCUCAUUGGCAUCAUCCCGUCAUCCUUGGCAAAUCUACCGAACUUGGAAUCAUUGGACCUAUCUCGAAACCUGCUCUCAGGAAAGAUCCCUCAGCAACUGACCAAACUCACUUUCCUCUCAGUCCUAAAUGUUUCUCAUAACCGUCUCAUUGGCCCCAUACCUGGAGGUAAACAAUUCGAUACAUUUGAUAAUAGUUCAUAUGGUGGGAAUAUGGGAUUGUGUGGUGUCCCCCUGACGAUGUUAUGCGGAAAUUCUGAAGUGUCACCCCCACCACCACCGGCACAUAGCUCGCAAGGCGAUGAUUCAGAGUUUUCGAGGGGUAUCUACUGGAUGGUCAUAAUGAUGGGAUAUGGGAGUGGGCUAAUAGUUGGGUUGGUUAUUGGGCAAACGCUGACCACGAGGUAUCAUGAAUGGUUUGUUGUGAUCUUCGAAAGGGAAAAGAAAACUCAAAAGAGGCCGAAGAGGAAGGGGCGAAGAAACUAA
Molecule: messenger RNA, 2637 nt
Organism: Rhododendron vialii
Lineage: Eukaryota; Viridiplantae; Streptophyta; Magnoliopsida; Ericales; Ericaceae
Product: receptor-like protein 6
Exons: 1
Coding region: 1-2637 (878 amino acids)
Molecular function (GO): protein binding
Source: RefSeq, a predicted model, not a curated record